Molecule: messenger RNA, 577 nt
Organism: Meloidogyne enterolobii
Lineage: Eukaryota; Metazoa; Nematoda; Chromadorea; Rhabditida; Meloidogynidae
Source: the annotation of a GenBank genome assembly
CAUUCAAGAAUUUACCAAUUUAUUGGGAAAAAUUCGUCCAGAUUGUUUGGAAAAGAAUGGAAUGAGUCCACUUGUACAGGCUUGUUUUAAAGGGAAUGAAGAAAUCGUUAAAAUGUUGUUAGAAAUUGGUGCUAAUGCCGAUAUACGUUAUCACGAUCAAGGAUAUACUCCUUUAAUGAAAACCAAAAAUCUGUCAACUCCUUUUGGACGCUGGGGCAAGUACUCACGUCGAAAAUUCUAUUGGCAAAACUGCAGGGGAAAUGGCAGCAUUUGUCAAUAUGAGUGUGUCAGUGUUAUUAAUGCCCACAUUGGAGUAGAGGAUGUUAAUAAAAUUUUACAUCCACAAGGGGAAAAAAGCGAAAAAAUCUACCCAAACGAACUCGUUGAUUUUAUACAUCGACUAACUCGAACACAUUUAUUUCAUCCUGUUCGAUUAAUUUUUGAUGUUGUUGGUGAUGGAGUUAUUUGGGAAAACAGGGAAAAGACUGUUUGGACUGUUGACAGACUUUUUGAAAAACAAUUGAGAACAAAAGAACCUAACGAAGUAAUUUUAGUAAAAAUAGGGUCUAUUAGAUAA